Molecule: messenger RNA, 15457 nt
Organism: Tympanuchus pallidicinctus (lesser prairie-chicken)
Lineage: Eukaryota; Metazoa; Chordata; Aves; Galliformes; Phasianidae
Product: KIAA1958 ortholog
Exons: 4
Coding region: 475-2673 (732 amino acids)
Source: RefSeq, a predicted model, not a curated record
UUCCUGCGGUGUGUGCGACCCGGCCCCGGUUUCCGGUAGCUGACAGCCGCCGCAGCCUGUCCCUGCCUCCUCCGGCGGUAGUGCCGCCGAGCCGGGCAGAGCGCACGGACGCGGACACAGACACGCACGGGAGGUGGAGGAGGAGGAGGGAAGAGGAGGAGGGACCGGAGCGCUCCCAGCACCAUCACCGAUCCCCCCAUGCGAUACGGGCGGCAUCGCGCUGCGCCGCUCCCCCGCGGACAGGCACCUGCAGGGCUUUCAGCCACUCUAGGAAUGCUGGAGUGAAUGGGACUGAAUUGGUGGAACACUUUUAUUUUUUAAAGCAUGAUUUAAGGAGGUCCAGCUAGUGGUUUUUUUAUUCUGCAAAUGACAAGCAUGAGACUGGAGGAGCACCAGUGUAAGUGCUGGGACCCUGUCAUCUAAACUGUGUCUCCAGCUGACUUCUAGCCAGCCAAGCUUCACCGAUCCUGCACCAUGGAGGACUGCCUUCACACCUCCUCUGAAAACCUCUCCAAGCUGGUGAGCUGGGCCCACAGCCACGGGACCAUCUGCAGCCUCAUCCCCAACCUCAAGCACCUGCUGUCCGAGGGAGCCCACGGCAACCUGACCGCCAUGUGGGGCUGCAGUGCUGGCCAUGCCUACCACUGGCCCCUGGCUGCCACUUGCCGGGCUGGCUCUCAGGAACGCGUCUGCUUCCAGGACAGCCGCAGCUUCAACUCAGACAGUCCCAGUAUGUUGGGAGUGCCCUCUGAGACGCAGGCCAGCCCACUUGAGCGUUACCCAGGCCGGCCAGGGAAGGCCAAGCUGGACUGCACCCGCACCCGUGACUCCUGUGAUUUCUCCUACUGCAGUGAGCCCUCAGAGCUGGGCGAGCCGGUGGAGGAGUACGAAGACGAGGCCACUCUCUUCGACAUGGUCUGCGAGUCCUCCGUCACAGAUGAGGACAGUGACUUUGAGCCACACCUCCACCGUGUGCCCGGCGGCCCUCGGAAGCGGCCACCCGCUGGGCUCCCUGCUGCUGCCCAGGCCCAGCCAGCCGACGAGGGCAGUGGCGAGGUUCUGCUCAAGAAGAUCAAGCAGGAGCUGCCCGAGGAUUACUACAUUGUGGCCAAUGCUGAGCUGACGGCUGGUGCCGAUGGGCCGGCCCUGGCCCUCACCCAGAUGUCCAAGCCCAAAGCACCAGUGCAGGCUGGGCCCUCUGGCCUGGGCCCCACCAGGGCUCUACCCCUUCCUGCUGGGCACGACCCCGACCCGCAACACCUCUGUGCCUCCCCACCCGGCCCACCCCGGCUCCCUGUGCAGAGACCUCCCCGAGCUGCCCUGGUUUCCCCAGCCCGUGGGGCAAGCGGCGGCCCCCCAGCCGCCCUGCAGGCACCAGCCACUAGCUCCAAUGCCGCUGCCGUGGGGAAGGCCAUCAGCAUCCCGCUGUCAGCCCUGCAGCUGCCUGGGCAGGAGGAGGCCCCAGCCGCAGAAGAGACCCUGCUGCCUGCCCCGCAGCCAGCCCCAGGGGGCGGUGAGGCAGCUGUGUCACCUUCUGUGAGCACAGAGCCCGAGGUCAGCUCCAGCCAGCAGCAGCCCCCUGCUGCCCCUGCUGCCACCCCUGAAGCUGCAGUCCCGUCGAUGCCAGACCAGGAUGAGAGAGCAGCAGAGCUCAGCAGGGAGCAGAACGAGAAGACCAUUCGCAGCACACAGACAGCUCUCCGCAAUUUCCGCGAGUUCCUCAUCUCCAAGUAUCCCUCUGAGACCCGAGAGAUCUACGUCAUCCCCUGCAAAGAGCUCGAUGCGUACCUUGCUUCGUUCUUUGUGGAUGCCAGGCAGAAGGAUGGGUCUGAAUACGAGCCAAACAGCCUGGCCAACUAUCAGUGUGGGCUGGAGCGUUAUCUGAAGGAGCAUAGGUAUGGAUACAGUAUUACCAGGGAUAAGGAGUUCAAGAGGUCCCAAGAAGCCCUAAAACAGAAGCAGAUAGAACUGAGGUGUAAAGGUAAAGGGAACAAGCCACACAAGUCCAUGAAGCUCACCUUUGCUGACGAGCUUAUCCUGCGCAAAAGAGGCUUGCUAAGCCGGUACAAUCCUGAAGGGCUCUUGAACCUUGUCUGGCUGAACAACACUAAGGCAUUUGGACACUGCACAGGUUUUCAUGGGUCCACCCUCAAAUGGGGAGACAUCCGGCUGCGGGUGACAGAGACGGGGUUGGAGUACCUGGAGUGGAUGGGACCAGACAGUGGAGAUAUCAAUGCCAAGAGCAAGAGAGGUGGGACAGACUCUCGGGUGUAUGCCACCCAGCACUCCCCACAGACCUGUCCUGUGCAAGACUACAAGGAGUACGCCCAGAGGCGGCCUCCAGCCAUGCGCUAUGAGGAUGCACCUUUUUACCUGUCAAUCAAACCCGUUGUCAACUUGGCUGCCCUUCACUGGUACAAUUGCCAAGCUCUGGGGAAAAAUAAGCUUGCCAAGAUGGUAAAGACAAUGUGCGAGAAGGGCAACAUCCCUGGCAGGAAGACCAACUUCAGUGUCUACCAGAGCUGUAGCACAUUGUCAGAAGCUCAGAGCAACCAGCUUGUGCUGAUCUGCAAUAACUUGAGCCAGCAGGCUGCCCAGUCCAUGGCAAGCCAUACCAAUACUGGCAACUUCAUAGUGUCAGCAUCCUAUGACUCUUCCUCUGACACAGCUUGAAAGAGGGGUAUAACUUGGACAGAUUUUUCUCUUCUGUUUUGUUUUAAGUAUUGAAUUUGUGCCCAAUAAUACACAUCAACUGUGAUUGUACACUACUCUCCCAUAGCCCUCUCUCCAGUGUUGAUUCACUUUAUAAAAAAAUAUAAAUAUAUAAUAUAUUUUUCUUUUUACAGAUAAGUCAAUAGAGAUAGUUUAGUAAUACUAACAUAGUAUUUAUAGUGUUAAUACAAAAAUGAAUGUUACUUGUGGGUUAUAAUAUAAUUGCAGAUUUUAAAAGGACAAAAAUGGUUCUCAGGCAACACAAGAUAGACUGGAAAUACCCUUUUUAACAUGCACACAUCAGUGACUGUAAUUCCCCAGGGAGACUUACGUAGCAAUUCUAUUUUAAAGCAUUUUUUUGACUUCUUAUGUUAACAUGGCCUCCUAGAGUGGAGGAGGCAAAUCUACCACUGGCUGCUGCUUCUUACCUGCUGGCUUGUUCUUGAUCAGAAAUACAAGGAGAUAAGAGAUACAUCAAUGUAAGUCUGUGAAACCAUUUACAAGAAGUUUUCUCUGUUGUUUUUUUCUUUUGUUUUGUUGUCUUUUUUUUGUUGUUGUUGUUGCUGUUUGUUUGUUUCCUGAGGCUUAUUUCUGCCAGAUGGAAAAAAAAAUCCCAAAGUCAGCAAAAGGCUAUUUUUAACUUUUGUUUUUGUUGAUUUUUCUGUUAUCAGAAUAUCACUGGUCUUUAGACUGAAAAGUAUUGUUUUCAACGGUAAGCAAAGGUAUGUUGGCAAAAACAGUCGUGUACAUAAUUUUAACUAAGCACUGAUCAUUAAUGUUUUGUCGCUGUGUAUUCUUAAUGUAAAAUCUACUGACUUUUAUCCACUCUUUCACUACUCUUGGGGAUGUAGGUGUGCAGAAAAAUUCAUUAUCUUAUCCCAAACCAUUCAGAUAAAAUGCAUCAAAUCUGUCCUAAGCCAUUAUUCAAACUCCACAAGAAAUAACAUAGGGAUAGUUUCAUAUUUUCUACAGAAGAUUAAAAAGAUGAGUAGUUUUAAGCACUGGAAAACAAAUCAAAAUCACCUAUGUGUAAUCUGUUUUCAUUGCAGACAAUGGAAAUUGUGUAUGUGAUUCUUAGGGAAGAAUUUGGUCCUUUAAAUACUUGAAAUAAUGAAUGGUGUUGUUCCCGUAUUUGAUUUUGUAGCAUAGUUGUUCUAUGAGUACAGGGAAAACACUAACAAAUUAAGUGUGUCAGUGAACCAUUACAAUUCUUGACUUUUAAAAUGAUGUAUGGUACCUCUGCAGUAAUUCAGCUUAGCUUAUUCAGCGUUACAGAUGGAAAUGUUCCACUAGCAUACCUUAGCAACUUGGUAAGUCUAUGGACAAGUCCCUGACGUGGUAUGGUGUCCUCCAAAGUCCAUGAAAGAUUCAGCCUCAGCUCACAUCCCAUCAGACUGAUACUGAGGACUUUUCUUUUUGCUUUUGUCCUUCUUUAAACUUCAUUGGUUUUAUUUCUUUACAUUCUUUCCUUUCUUUUAUGUAGUUUAAUUCUGCAACUGUGCAGUAAACUCAGUCAUCACUAAUUUAAAAAAAAAAAAGUGCAACAGUAGCAGAAAGAAAUAAAUUAUCCCACCUGGGGCCAUUUAAAAGUUGUUUUUGCUGUUGCUGGGAUGAGGUGUGUAUUCCUGUGUAUGAAGGAAGUGGCAGAACACCUGUGUCUCACUUAAUCCUGGAGGUCUGUUUUGGACAGGGAGUGAUUAGCAGAUGUCCCACAAAAGGUUUGGGAGCAGAGGUUUCCUCUUUAAUGAACAUCUGUCCUCCCAGGAAGCGUCGUGCAGGUGACAGAGCCUGAAUGAUCACUCGUUGUUCUGCACAGCAGAGCUACUAUCAUGCCUUGGUGCUCUGUGUGCUGGCUGCCCUAGGGUCUGGCACGCCAAGGCAGGAUAAUCUUAUCUGCAACCCCUGAGAGCGCUGUCUCUUAGUGCUGCAAGGUAGGCAUUGGUGUGACAGGCACUCACAUUGCAAAGCUGUGCUUUUGUGGCUUGGUUCUGAGGCUUGACACAAAGUGUUGGCACUUCUGAAGUAACUGCAAGUGCCUGUGACUGCCUUGCCGUGGCAAAUCUGGUAAAGAUGAAGGAGAGGGAAACACAGACAUCUGCUGCUUUGCUUCCACAUGAGGCCAACCAGUUGUCUUUUCAUAGCAAUGCUCUACAUGUGAUACAAGUGAAAAUAAUUUUGCAAGGCUGAUGUUGCUCUCUGUAGGAUUUCAUUGCUGUUUGCUGCUGAGUACUCAAGUCACUGAUCUCUGUAUGCAGUGAGUGCUAGGGUGUCAUGCUAAAGAACUCAUUCAUGAUGUUCUGUAGAGCUCCACAAGGGAGCUGCUAGGAAGGGUUUUGCUCUCAACUUCCCCCUGUGCUCACCUCUUAACUAUUGCAGAACCUGACCCAUCUUCCUUUCCUCUCCCAGAGUACAAAGCCAGGUACCUGAUGGCCUUUGUGGAACAGCACAUUUCCCUCUUUGCUGGGAAGACUUGCCUUGAGGUUGUACAGAAAAGUAACUACCCCAUGAUGUGGCUGUCUGUUGUUUCUUCUCAGACCCCAUAAAACAUGAAACCAAAUUUAGUAGUAAUAAACAAUUUCUCUGGUUAGGGUUUAUUGCUUCACAGUGGGCUGUUUUGUGUGGACUAAUAACUGUGGUAAUCCCACUCAUUUUGGACUAGAUGAUCUUAUAGGUCAUUUCCAACCUUGUUAUUCCAUGAUUCUGUGAUUUUCUUGUCUUUGAGAAGGCAGAUCACUGUCUGCAGAUGUGCAGUGCUGCAUAUGGUCUGCAAUGUUCUGAUUCACAUCUACACUGUAAUUCAGCCCCAGCACAGAUCUUGAUCUUGUCUCCAGCUCCACUGUCCAUAUAUAGAAUUGCUGUCUUCAGUUUUAGGGUGAUUUGUAUCUUGCUGUGCCAAGGCAAUGUCUCUGAUAAUGUUGCAUGUCAGGAACUGUUGCAAGUCUGGUUAGGAGGUAAGGUGUGAAUUAUGUGUUCUCAUUGUAGGAGCCUCAGCAUUACAGGGCUGUGUUUUCUCUGCUCUGUGGCAUCUGCAGUAACUCCAGCCCCCAGUGAUGCUGAUGGCAGAUUGCCUGGCAAAUUCUGAUCAGGCAUCCCCAAAUAGACUACUUGUAGAAGCAGUUAAGCACAUGUGGCCAAAAUAUGAUACUGAAGGAGUAUCAUACUCCAAAAAUAGGUACGUUAUCUUUGAAUGGCAUUUAGCACCACAUACUACCCAGUCUUCAUUUGCAAACAAUCGCAAGGAAUUGAGUGAUGACAGCCUAAUUAAUUAUGAUCUGUAUUAAGCUAUUGAGAGUGUCAUUAACCCACUGGGAGGGAGACUUCUGAUUUAAAACACUGGUCAUGGUUUUGUUUCUGCUUGGCAGGAGUGUAGUGUCCCAGCUGCCAUGUUGUUGCUGACAGAUGGCAACCCAUUUGCUUGCUGUCAUCUCCCAGUGCUUUGAGGGUGUCAGAACCUGCUCACCAGUAAGUCUCAUGCUUACCAUCAUGGUGUGGAUCUGCCCCAGUAAAAAGCCAUAGGGAGAUGGUCAGGGAGUAGUGCUGCACUCUUAAAAUCAUAGAGUCAUAGAAUAGCUUGACUUGGAAGAAGCCUUAAAGAUAAUCUCAUCCAGUGCUCUUUCUUUGAGCACGGUUGAUGACUGCUAGAUCAGGCUGCCCCAGUUCCCAGCCAACCUGGCCAACCACAGCUUCUCUGGGCAACUGUGCCAGGGCUUCACUGCCUUUUGAGUAAAGAAUUCUUCCUAAUAUCUGAUCUGCAAGCCUUCAUCUCUGCCUAGGGCCUGGUGAGUCCUACCAUAGCUCUUGAUACUUCACUACUUCUUACCAUGGAAUCAAGAGGCCAGCUCUCAGAUCACCAUUCAGCUCCUAUACAGCAUAGCCCAGGUGUGGUGGCUGAGUGGGUCACUUGCAGAGAUCCCCUGCAGGCAGAUGACAGUGCUUCUUUCUUCUCUCUUUUUCCUUUCCUGUUUUCCUGACUUUCAGCUUUCUCUGAUCUGGUAUUGGACCUCAUCAAUCAGCUCACUAGCCCAGCAUAAAACAUAGCGCAGAGGGGGAAAUUGAGAUAGUUCUCUGCCAGAUUACUGACUUGAUUCUGCUCAAAAAUUGAUUUGCAGCUCCAGAGGGAGAGGCAGAGGAGGAUGUUCCCUGUCUAAAGGCUGCACUGCAGCUUUGGAAACCCAUCAGAGAUAAUGCAGUGGGAGCACCUUCUGUGUAGUUUGCAGCUGUUGGUUGCCUUCUGAACUAUUACUUGUGCAUGUAUUUGUGGCACUGUAGGCUUGCACAGGGUGUUUCUAUUCAUAAUGGUAGUUGAAGCUGACAUUCUCAAUAUCUGGGUUUUGCAAACUGCCUGUUAAAUUUUCAAAUACAAAUUUAUGCAACAAAAUGUGUUUUUAAGUACAGUAAUUUUAUUAAUUUUAAGGAGAAUGAAAUACUGUUCUGAACUACCUUGUAGACUAAGUUAACUAAUUUAUGAAGCAUAUCUAAAACAACAGUACAUACCUUAUUCAUUUACACAGUUCAGUAAUUCUGGGAUAGCAUCCACGCCGUUGGAGUAUAGGACAGUCUAACAAUGAAAGUAGUGGUGCACGUUCUCCUUUGUGAAGAAUAUCAAUGCUUUCAAGCUAUUUUCUAUUUUUAUUUUUAAAAGCUGCUCAUCACUAGUAUUCAAUCUACAGUGUAGUUGCCCACUUAUUUCUCUUAGAAAGGAGUGUAGAAAAUGAGAUUUGAGCAGCAACUUUUAUUGCUGUUUGUCCCUUCUUGCCUGUUUGUGACUGUCUUCCACGACAGGUUGUGCAAGUGAUGUGUGAUAUGAAGACAUGGAUCAGGAAGAAUUGGUGUUGAGUCAUGGCAGAGCCUGGGCUGCCCCAGUUCUUGCAGCAGCCCCAAGGGAACUGAGAUGCUGUAUAUUCUACAUUUCUUCCCUUCCCAGCUCAUAUUUACCCCUUUUUUGUCUCCCUGCCUGAGGACAUCCCAUAAGUGCAUUGACUGACAUUGACUGACGUGGUGUGUGGGCUGGUUAUUCCUCCCCACCACCAGCUGCAAGUGACUAUGGCUGACCAACUGGUCUUCCCCAUCCCCAGCAUCCCUCUCUCCAUCCCUUUGUACCUCUAACGUUCCUUUCUCCUGGUGUUUGUCAUAGGGGAAGGGGACUGCUCUGUGGAGGGCAGCACAGAGUUCCCUCCCUGCUAUCAAGUGCCCUUGUGCUUUGGGGAUAAUGUGCUCAGGGCAGGCUGCCUCGCUUUGAGUGCAUGUGGUCUGUGGGAUACAUGAUCACUCACAGGCUUGCAUCUCUUGUCUCCCAACACUCUCCCUUUCCCUUCUUCUCUGUUUUUUAUGGGAGUGCUUUCAAAUCAUAAAAGGAGAAUAGAACACAGUGAUGUGUUGAGGGCCAGUUUUGUGCCUUUGCCUGGCCUUCCAAUGAUGUCUUUAAACUGAGUAGAGAUGACUGAUCCUCCUCCACAGUUCAUCCUGGACUGACACUAGAGUGGAAAUCAAUUUGUCUUAGGCAGAGUGGGCAACAGGAAAGCAGGACCUCCUUGACGCCCUACGGCCAUUUGAAUGUAUGGGAAGGAGGAAUACUGACGGGAUGCAGCGCUGAGGUUAGAUUUGCCUGAAAUGAGCCAAUGCAUGCUAGGUUAGCGGGGAUUCAGCUGUACACUACUAAGUGUGGCUGGCAGUGGAUCUGCACUUUUUAAUGAGGGUUCUUUGUUAAACAUUAGCGUUAACAAGAUGGUUGUCUUGCCUAAUGUGAGUUGCUGUCCUUGUUCUUAAAAUGGGGAUGUAUUUUCUUCUAUUUCUAUGCUUUCAUGUAAGUGCUGAAUCUGCACGCUCUGCUGAGGAAGAGUGUGAAAAGAAGGCAGUCCAGCAUAAAGCAUGGCUAUCUUCCUAGCAGGAGAACUGGGACUGCACUUUCUGGGGAUGGUCGCCAUGCACCGAGCCUGCUUUGUAGCCAGGAGCACUGGCACAUCAUCCGGUAUCUCCCACAUGUCUGAUGGCCCUAUGCAGGGUCAGCGUGGGUGUCACAGCACCUCUCUGAAAAAUCAGAGCCCUGGGCCAGCCAGGUAAGGCAACUGUGCUUCUGCAUGCUGAGCAGGGGAAGGCCGUAAGCACAAUUCGGCGAUGGUGCUGUCCCUGUGUGCAGGAUGGACAUAUGCAGCUGGCACAUGGGGCUGUGAUGUAUCUCUGCGUAGGUUUUGGAAAGCUGAGCACCAGCAGGAAUGUGGAGGCUGGUUCUCCAUGAUGCUCUACUGGAUAACGUUAGCUGGCAACGGAGUGAUCCUUCAGAGGAAGGCAGGUUCCUCAAAGCCCCAAGAAAUGGUGUGGCUGCAUGGCUGCCAGCUCCACCAGUGAAACCGAGUGCUGGUUCCAUCCUGCCUCUGGGGCUCUGCUGAUGUUGUCCGCCAGCACCUCGACUCUUCCGAAUCCAGUGGAGAGGCACUGACUGCAGCGCAGCGUGGGAAAGCCCCACAGCUUGGAGAUGUCUGUGGGCUCAUUGAAAAGUCUGACAAUGGCCAUUCACUGGAGUAUAUUCAAAGCAAUGGGGAUGUCUAAAGCUUUAACUCCUAAUCUGACGGGGAAAAAAUCAGUUUGGCACAAAAUUUACUUGUUCCAUGAACUGAUGGGUUUUAACAGUCUCUAGAGUUUAUGUCUCAAGUCAGAAAUUUAUUUUCUCUGUUUUCUCACUUUGUUUAAUGUUGGUUGGUAUUAUGAACAAAAUUUGUUUUUGUUUUUUUUAAAUACAAAUGCCAUUAAAUGUCUGUGCAUUGGAAAUGGACCUACUGUUUCCAGGGGAUUGAGACACUUCUACUUUCUCUUUUAUUCUGGUGCUCAGCACUCAUUACAUAGCAGCCACUGGUCUCUGAAAACAAUUAGUACUCUUUCAGAUUUAUUUGAUCUGUUGUAGUUAAUAGAAGAUUUAUUCACAGUGUUUGGGAUUUUGUAUGGUAGAUGCUAACUCUGAUGCUAACUUUUACGCUACAUUUGGGAAUUUUGGCUAGCUCUGUUCUGUACAGUCCAUAAGCAUCAUGCAAAUUGUGAAAUUGCCAAGCAAGGGGAAAAGAAUCAAGAAAAUAUAAAAUGUUCUUUAAAAUACUGUAUUAUUCUUACUCUAGAAAAAAUAAACUCUUAACAUUAAUUUUAAUGACGCUAUCUUCACCAUUUCAGCUGUUCUUUUUGUGAACAGAGAAAACUCUGCAAUAUUCCUCAGGCUUAGAAUUUGAUCUGCUUUGUAAAGGCUUGUGAUCCUGCUGAGAUUGUCUUCUGCAUCAUUAUAAUGUGUUCUCAGCUGGCCUGAAUCACACGCAGCCUCAAGUAGUGCCACAUUGCUCCUGCCAGUAUUCCUCCUUCCCUUCUGCUACGUUGCAUCCAGGCUGGGCUGCUCCGCACAAGGCUGGGUGUCAAAUGCAGAGCAGAAACACCUGAAGCACUCAAGACUUACAGGCAAAUUGUGACAUAGAAUGUGUUACAAGAGUCUGCAAGCUGGCAGGGGGAGAAGGGAGAAGUAGAUGGCAGUGCCCACAAGCCCAAGUGCUGCUGGUGGGCAGAGCUCGGUGAGGAACGCACCCCUGGGCUUCAUGUUUCUACCCACCUUGUUGUCACAGAUGGGUCUGAAACCUGAAGGAGAGGACAUCAUCCAGCCACUGCUUUGUUGUCUGAACUUGUCUGUGCCUGCAUGACCCACGUACCUCUGGGUCAUCUUGAGACCUAUUAGGCAGACAAAGUUAUUCAAGACAUAAAACAAAGAAAUGGCAAAAUGUCUGAGUAUAGUGAAGGCAGUGGAAAGGCAGUGGAAAAGCCUGGCAAAUGCAAUAAAAGUUGUGGUUUUUUUUUUUCCCUAAAGAAGGCAAGCGUAAUCCUCGUCUUUAAGCUAUCCUUUAAUAUCCUACUUUGUUUUACACUGGAAUUAGAAAAUCUUUUCCAUUUGUUUUAAUUAUCUGCUGACUUUAAUUCUGCCUUUGAAAAAUGUUUUUGCUAUGACAACCCCAGCUAUGCUGAGUAGCAUUAGGGAAAAACAGUUAAAGUAAAGCUUUUAUCUUUCCCUACAUGCAAUAUUUAAUCAUUCUAAUCUUUUAAUAUGAAUGUGGUUUCUCCCAUUCUGAAAAUUGACAAGAUUAGGGCUGCCUCUCCCAAAAUAGCACUUCAAAAGCACGUUUUGCUUAGGCAUAGCUAGUGCAGUACAUAACCAGCUAGCAAAGCAUGGGAAUUCCUGUAAGUGACCAAUUGAUUCUCAGAGUUAAACCUGUGUCUGAGGCUAACUUUCACGUGCCAACUUUUCUAACUCUGCCUAAACUCAACUUUUUUAAGAACAGUUUGUAAAAAAAGUACAUUCUUUUGUUUUAUAUAAAAAGGGUGUUAAAAGAUUCACUGUUCUGCCAAACAAUAAUAUUUCUAUGCACUGUAUCAUUCAGUGGUGUUGCUGUUGAAAUUUUGCAUGUUUUCUGGACGUUCUGACAUCCGUAUGUUUAUGUGGUACUUGUAGAAAUGCUAACCAUUGCUGCUGUGAUCAGAGCCACUGAAAAACUGAGAGCUGUAUGAGAAGCCCUGCCAGUCAGCAGGUAUUUCUGUAUGUCACAGUAAAUCUCUGCGUUCUGACGUUGUUUCCUGUGUUAAGCCAAUGUUCAGUGCCUUCUGGAGAAGGAACCAACAUGUUGCAGUAGGCAGGAGGUGCUGAACGUUUCAUGUCUUCUGAACAGGUGACCACUUAUCAGCUUGAUCCUUAAAGAACAAACAAACAAAAAAAAGUAUUAAAGAAAAUCUUGAAUUCUCCAUCUUUCUUUGAGGUGUCUUCUCAUCAAUUUUAAUUUGGAAUAAAAAAAUUAAGAUGCCCAACCAACUGCCUUGAUGAAGCUAAAGGCUCCCGCAGCCGUAUGCCAGCUGUGAACGUGAGGGGUAAGACAUUCCUGUGGAUAGCUGAUCCAGUGAUCAGCCAAGCCUGUGAGAGCUGUUGUGGAGUUUGCUAAAAAUGCCUACUAAUGAAAGCAAUCCUCUGACUACUGUAAGAAACUGCCAGCUCUCCUAGCAGCUGUGAGCCUGCUCCUGUAAACAAGUGUCAGCCUGGUCAAGUGGUGGAUUCCAGUCACUUUCCCACCUCCGCUGAAGCCACGCUUUGCUGCCAAAUGAGCCUUGGAUGAAAUUCAAGCCUGAGAUUUUUGGUCUCGUUCUUUCCAAUUGCUUUCAUGGCAGGCGGGCCCUGUUUAUCAAAAUUCUGACACAGCAUUUUCAGCUCCUUUUCCACCUUCCCCUUAGAAUCUGGCAGUAUAGCAGAUACACACAUACCCAGAAUUAAUUUUGACUUAGCUAGGAUUUUGACAGGCUGAAAUCAUACCAUAUUGUAUUUGUACAACAGAAACAAGCUGUGGGUAAAAGCGUGAUCUGUCACAGAUCCCUGCCACCAGGCACAGUCAGCUGCACCUGGUCUGCUCUGAAAGUACCAUCUUAUGUGCAAACAAUGAAGGGCUAUAGCCAUUGUUUCAUGAUCUCUGCUGACAGGUGAAAAUCUGCUAAACAUCCUGAAAAGGUUUUCAAAUCAGAAUACCAGAAAAAAAAAAAAAAAAAAAAAACCAAAAACCUGUGUGACUGGGACAAUAACAGAGAAUUGAAUUCAUUCCUGCUGCUCUGAAGCCAUCUCUGCACCUCUGUACAAGGCAGUUUGUAGCCCUUGGUGUGCAAAGUGCUUCUCCCAAAAUAGUUUACAUCACAAUCUUCAAAAUUGCCAUUCCUUUUUGUCGCACCUGGAACAUUUACAAAAAGCAGUAUUGCAAGGUGCAGGCUGGACCACCCUGGAAGUCUGUCCAUGCAGUAGUCCUCUCCCACAGACCAAUGGAUUCAAGGUGCAGUCUUGCCUCAAAUACUGUGUUCAUUUCUGGGCUCUACAAAAAGAAAUUGUUAAGGUCCAUGAAACAGUCUGAAAGACAGCAAAAAAAAAAGCUAGAAGGCAGAAAAAAAGGUAGAAGGUUUGGUAGAAGGCAUGUGUGGCACUGUGUGAGGAGAGGUGGGCAGGCCUGGGUUAUCGUGUGUGGAGGUGGCAGAAAAGUGGUCACUGCUCUGCAGCUCCCUGAGGGGGAGCAAAGGGACAUGCUGGGCUGAGCCCCCUGGUGGGACAGAACGCAAAGGAGUGGCACAGAGCUGCACCUGGGGAGGAUGAGACGGGGCAUCGGGAAGCAUUCCUUCACCAUGAGGGCAGUCCAACUGUGGAACAGGCUUCCUAGAGGUGACACAGCUGUCAGUGGCCAUGGGGGGUUUGGGCAGUGUGCUCAGUGACUGCUGUGACUGUUGAUUAGCAAUUGAUGUUGAGUGAAGGCCCCUUCCCACUGAGUUGUUCUAAACAUUCCUAGAACAUUUCUGAAAUCUCAACCGUCCAAAAGUGAUAAGGGUGCUUGAGGCCUUUUGCAGUAUUUCAGUUCCCAUCUCGUGGAUGGAAUAAGGCUGUCCUCAGAAAUAAAGGGCCAUUUUAUUGCUCUAAAAUCCAAUGGCUUCUUCUUAGAAUUAUAGAAUCAUAGAAUCGCUCAGGUUGGAGAAGACCUUAAAGAACAUGAAGUCCAUCUGCAACAUAACCGUACUACCCUAACUCUAGCAACCCUCCUCUAAACCAUAUUCAGCUGCUUUCUGAUGCCAGCUGAGACCAGCUGCAAUGAGUUUCUCUGUUGUUUUUGGUCUCUAGUGGCUAUGUACACAUGAACACAUCUGCGCCAGUGCAGUGAGGAGUUUCUGCUCCACAGAACUCCUGCCUGCAUAGGCCUGAUAUUAGGUAUGCAAGGCAGUGGCAGAGAGUCUUAUUCCUUGCAUUUUUUGUCUUUUUAGCUAGGUCUUAGUCUUCCAGUCCAACUAAUUGCAGAAAUUGACUUAGCAAUUGCAACCUACUGUAGGGAACCUGCUUUGGAGUGAAGGAUCUCCAUAAGUCCCUUCCAACCCCUAUAAUCCUGUGAUUCUGUGAUCCUGUAAUUGGUAAUUGGUCCUUAGAGCUCCUUCCCACACACUGACCCAACCUGCCAAAAGGUGUGUCAGGUUCUUGCAGAACUACAGUUGUAUAUUCCCAUCUUCACUUUGACUGCAGAUGCAUCUACACUGCCUUCAGCUUAGAUUUGAAUCAGAAAAGCAAACAGCACUGUUUAGUUAGCUCUUUGCAUGCCAGAAAUCCAGUUGUUUUACAGAUGCAGACGUGGCGUUAGGUUUCAGCCUGCAGCCUGCAGUGUGUGAGAAGUUUUCCUGGCGUUUGUUCAUUUUUCACCACAGCUCUCUGGUUUCAAGAAGCAAAUGGGCUGAUGUUAAUGCUGUAGUGGAUUUGAUGCCACUGCCCCAUCAGUGUGAUGCCUUCUGUGUACAUGUUGUAAGCUCCUGUAAUUGUGUUUUGACCUAAGUGCACUGUGGUGCAGGAAAAGCUUUUUGAUUUUUAUUAUUAUUAUUAUUAAAUAAUAAAAUAAAACCCUAUUGCAUUUCUGUCUGUGCUGCUGAAAGGAGACAAGAGAGAAUUUAUCCAUCCACAUCCCACUGGAAUUUUGAGGCUAACUUAGGUUUCUUUGGACCCCUUUGCAAGCCCCAGUUGUAAUCCACUAUAUUAGGCAGAGACGUUAACAUGAGCAGUGAUACAUUUCUAACACUAAAAAUGAAGUUUUUCUGUGGGACCUUCUCACACUGACAUCUUGCCUCUGCAUUUCGGAAUUUAUAUAUUUGUACAUUUGUUAGGGAGAAGGAAGAUUUUAGUAUAUUUUAAUUAAUUAGGCUUUGCAAAUCCAGGAUAUCUGAGAGAGAGAGAGAGAAGGUUUACUGGAUUUUUUUUCGGAAGACAUCAGGAAAAUUGUCAACCCUCAGAGCUACCUGUUCAACUUCAGACCUGGUUCAUUCUGGAUCUGAAAAAGAACAAGAGACCUGGAAAAAUAAAUAAAUGAAGAAAAAGUCUGCACUGGUAAAUGAGGAAAGAUUCCACAGCCUUCUUCAGCGCCAGGUCCCCAGCUGCGUUCCCAGGUCUGCCAACCCUUUUACUUGAUGGCUGGAUAGGUUUUAACUCAUGUGGAUGCCAUGUUGCUCUUUCUGCAGCAGAUUUCUAAGAAGCAAACUUCACAUUGGUUAAGAUCCUUGAGAACAACAUCAUCAUCUGUGUCUUAUGACACUUUUGUGCCAGCUGUACUUUUUUCCCUCACUUCAAAGUGCUCCACUCCUCUUCACUGGGGGUGGAGAAAAGAGAUGCUUUAUUGCCAUCUGUUGCACCACACUUCAGCCAGGUGCCUCCUUGGCUUCCCUGAAAAAUGCUUCUUUGGGGUGAUUGUGUAUAAAAGUUUAUUAAAUAAGAAGACAGUAAAAUCAAAAGGUCUUUUUUUUUUUUUUUUUAAUGGUCUGGAUUUCAUCCCCUGCUCACUUAUCCAAUAAUUGGGCAUUGAUGAAGCAUGAGUUCACUGUUGUGUUAAUUGGAAUAUUCACUUUCACCAAUCUGCAACUUCCAAAGACACUCUGAUCUUUAUCACACUCUGUUUUUAUCUCCCUGUAAUAAUCCUUAACAUGUCUGGUUCUGCUGUGUUAGAGGUUGAUUUCACUGUCCACACGACAUUUGCCACUGUUGUAGUGUGACUUUUUAUUUCUGUUUUUUAAUAUUUGCGUUGGUACAGCCUUAAACUUACAGAAUUAAAAAUCAUUUCAGAGAUAAUCAAGAUAGUCAUUGAUGUCUGUGGUAAGUGCAUGCUUUAUUCACAGUAUUUUGUCUGUAACUAGGUGUAGCGACCAAUACUCAUAUAUUUAAUAAACUGUCUUCUGCAAAGUU